CCGCCAGCUCUCUCCAUCAUAUACGGUAACUAAGCUGUAGCCAUUGACGCCCUCGCCUCUGCUCUCUCAGCCCCCGCUGCUGCACUGCACGGGCUGGCCCUUCCGCCAAGCUCCCACCGCCUGGGUUUAAAAAAUACGAGCUCCACGUUGAGUUGACGCUUCCCGAAAGGUCCUUAAGAUCGGGCAGACUGCAACCACGAUUGCGCCAAGGCGCCCAUAAACCCAUCCCGUCCCCUCGCUCCGUCACCCGCUCGCUUCAUCACCUGUCUUACUGCAGGCCCUUCCCUCCUCACUUCAUCUGCUGCCCACGUCCCCCCAUUCGUUUCUUUUCUUCCCUCUUCCUCUCGCGCUCAACCCCCGGCACCCGCCGUCGCUCGUUCUAUCGCUAUCGCUCGCUCACACACACACACACACACACACACACACACACACUCCACCACCGUCACCAUGGGCAAGACAUUCUUCCAAAGCUGGGAGCUGUGGGAGAAGAUGACUUUUGUGCUCGCCUGCGCGAUUGUCUGCACAAUCGGCGCCGGCUGGCUCAAAGUCUGGUACUCGCACUGGAGAAUCAAGAAGUACAGCAAGCUCCAGGGUUCCCGGAAUUCGCAGGAACCGCAGAUGGUCGAGGCAGCUACUGGCCCGACCGACGAAGAGGAUGUUCCCUUCGGUAUCCGUGCCAUUCAGAGCGGCAUCCAAGUUGACGGCAUCUGGAUUUCUGGCAACAACACACCAGUGCCCCUCAGCCCCGCCUCCACUGCGCUGUCCAAGCCAGAUGGCCAGGGCUCGGCCCCAAGCUCCAGGCCGAUGAGCACUCUGGAAAUGCCGCAGCCUCUGACUGGCCCGUACAGUAGCCGGCCAACCUCUAGCGGCGCCGGUUCCUCUACCUUCGAUCGCGCAGUUUCCGCCGAGAGACUUCCCAUCAGCAGAGAGGCGUCUCCCGUUGCCGGCCCUUCUUUUAACAGCCGCCACCACCGUCCUCCUCCUGUUGCUUAUUCCCGCUACAGCCAAUCAAGCUUGGGCAAGCACUCUGCGACUCUGGACGCCCUUGAGGCUUCUGAGCCCUACCAGACGGUCGAGCAUCCCGGUACUCCUGCCAACAAGAACGACUCUGGCUCUCGCAAGUCUAGUGGCUCUAGCAACAACCCGGAGGACCGCAACUCCAGCUCUAGUGACGACAGCCGUGAACUCCAGCAACCCUCUCUGUUGGCCCCUCGUCCCAGGGACCCGCGCACCGAUCUUGGCCUUCUCCACAGCCACCGCUUGUCCCAUGUUGCGGAAACGGGUUCCCUUAGCCGUCGCGAAAAGGCCUUUGAUCGCACACCUGGCCGCAGUGGAGAGUGGGGUAGUGUGGUGAGCGAUCUGCCCAGCGCUCGCUCCCCUGUCCUGUCCGACCUUCCUUCUCCGCCUCUGCUUGACAAGACGCCCUCGCCGCCAGCUGUCAAUGCCAACAGCGAUUACGCGUUUCUUGCUCCCCUCGAAGCCAUCGGCAGUCAAGUGCCCCCUCAGGUCUCGCCGCCUCUUGAGACCUACCAGCCCAGCGGUCCCGAUUACGCCUACGCCGAAAGCUCGUCUCAGGCUCAGAAUGACCAUCACGGCGCCCGCAAGGUGAACUCUGGCUUUGAGGUUCUGCCCGCCGGUACCUUCGAUGCUCCCGCCGAGCCCGAGGAGGCUCAUGAGCAGAAGCACCAGCCGAAGCGUCUGCAAAAGAAGCGGAGGCCAUCUGCCGAAUCUCGGACCUCCAACUUUGUGGAACAGGUUUAAUUCCCGUCAGAUAGCCCGACAGGCGCUUCUGAAACCGUUUUCCGUGGACUAGGUUGCUUGAAUUAGCUCCUCCGAUCGACACGGCUUCAAAACGUGCGACGUGCAGGAAAGUCAUGCACGCAUCGGCUCCCCCCAAGCGCCCUGUCUGCAGGACCAGUUUCAGCGCCCCUGUAAUGCAGCACUCAUUCGAAUUGUUUUUCUCUCGGUUAGGCAUAAUCGGAGGCUAUCCGCUUAAUCACACAAUGGCAUAGGGCAGGCGUUCAUUCGGCAAGCAUCAACAGACCACGCGAAAGACACGUGGACAGGAAGGCGGCGGCGUUUCGUUGUUGUACGGCGUGCGCACGCACGCCCGAAUUUUUCUCUCUUUUUUCUUUUUGACACGCUUUGGACUGGCGGUUAAAGUAUUUAAGCUUUUUUAUUAUGCGAUUCGCGAAAAAGGGGAAUGGAUGGAUGGACAGGGCGGAUGGGAUGAAUAUGGUGUGGCUUCU
Messenger RNA from Aplosporella prunicola CBS 121167, 2249 nucleotides. RefSeq lists its product as uncharacterized. Lineage: Eukaryota; Fungi; Ascomycota; Dothideomycetes; Botryosphaeriales; Aplosporellaceae. The transcript is spliced from 4 exons. The record is from RefSeq and is a predicted model, not a curated record. Bases 448 to 1761 code for a protein of 437 amino acids.